Molecule: messenger RNA, 3264 nt
Organism: Toxorhynchites rutilus septentrionalis
Lineage: Eukaryota; Metazoa; Arthropoda; Insecta; Diptera; Culicidae
Product: protein cycle
Exons: 12
Coding region: 420-3098 (892 amino acids)
Biological process (GO): regulation of transcription by RNA polymerase II
Cellular component (GO): transcription regulator complex; nucleus; aryl hydrocarbon receptor complex
Molecular function (GO): DNA-binding transcription factor activity, RNA polymerase II-specific; protein dimerization activity; RNA polymerase II cis-regulatory region sequence-specific DNA binding
Source: RefSeq, a predicted model, not a curated record
AGUUCUUCGCGGGAAUCCGUCGCGAAAGGAUGUGAUUGAGUGCGAAGGACAGGAACACUCGAGAGAUAAUAUUUUGGUGAUAUAUCUGUUCGUUCGUUUGGAAUCUGUCUCGGAUUAACAAAGGACAUUUGAUGGAUGAAAUGGUGAUCGGUCGUGAAAAGUGCAGUGACCUUCGGCUAUGUGUUAUGUGAUUAUAAUACAUUUCCCACUGCUUCUAUGAGGACACUCAUUGCAUAAUUUAAUUACGUGUAUUUUCUGAAUGCGUUUUGGUUUUUUCAGCAUCAGUGACACUAUAUAUUUUGUUAUUUGUGCGAGAAUUCAAUGGCGUCGGGGAUCAUCCAUCCCUUUUCAUAGAAUGUACGGGUGAAACGAAGUCUCUAUAGACCAGUUCCUAAAAAAAAGUGAAGUGUCUUCAAAGUAUGGUGGCACGGAAUUUUACACUGCAAGAUUUUUCUUACAACCAUUUGCUACAAGUACCGGAAGAAGAGCGAGAUUUUUUGUCCCUCAAUGAGCUGAAGCAACAUCAGUUAACCGAACUUGGAGUGUCAAUAUCGUCCACGCCGACACAGCCGUCGUUAGUUUCGGUAGUUUCCGCUGACAUUACCAAUCCUGUCAUCAGUACUGGUGGUUUGCUUCAAAAUUAUCACCAUCAUAACGUGUUCUACGGAGUCAAUGCAUUGGCGUCGCAAGCAAAUGCCAAUACCGCAGAAAAUGAUGGUUUGACAGUGGUGACGGCGUCGACGAUUGCAGCUUCCAACGCUGCUCUGCCGGAUCCAGCGCAGAGAAGCAUGUCGACGGUGUCAAGCAUAAACAGCCAUCAGCAGGAUUCCCAAGAAGAUGGAAAUCAACAUUCGGGGCUGGAUCACGGACACCACCACCAAGUGAGCAGUUCCGUUAACGGGGGUGAGAACGGUGUAAGAAAGCGCAAAUUAUCGUACACUACAAACACUGCGGAUAAUGAGGGUUUGACGGCGUCAACGGUUACCACAUCUAACGUUGUUCUGCUGGAUCCAGCGCAGGGAAGGAUGUCGGCGGUGUCUAGCGUUUACAGCCAUCAGCAGGAUUCUCAAGACGGUGGAAGCCAUCAUUUGGGGCUGGAACAUGGACACCAUCAUCAUGUGAGCAGUUCCGUUAAUAGCACCGGAAGUGGUAUUAGAAAGCGUAAAUAUUCGUACAAUGACAACAGUGAUGCUGAAGAAGACACAGCCGAUGAUGCCAAAUCUAAUCGGACUACGGAUGACAGUAAGAAGCAAAAUCACAGCGAAAUCGAGAAACGUCGGCGUGAUAAGAUGAACUCCUACAUUACGGAACUGUCGGCUAUGAUUCCGAUGUGCCAUGCAAUGUCCCGCAAGCUGGACAAACUGACGGUUCUACGGAUGGCCGUGCAGCACCUGAAAACGAUUCGGGGAGCGGUUCAUUCGUACACCGAAGGUCACUACAAGCCGGCGUUCCUCUCGGAUCAAGAGUUGAAGAUGCUGAUCCUCCAGGCCGCUGAAGGAUUUCUCUUUGUAGUGGGCUGCGAUCGCGGUCGGAUUUUGUAUGUGUCCGAGUCGGUUUCGCAGGUGUUGAACUAUUCCCAGGGAGAUCUGUUGGGUCAGAGUUGGUUCGAUAUUCUCCAUCCUAAAGAUGUGGCGAAGGUGAAAGAACAGUUGUCCUCAUCAGAUCUUAGUCCGAGGGAGAGAUUGAUAGAUGCUAAAACUAUGCUUCCCGUCAAGACUGAUGUUCCUCAGGGAGCUACGAAGCUUUGUCCCGGGGCAAGACGGUCAUUUUUCUGCAGGAUGAAGUGUAAAACUAACAUUCAGGUCAAAGAAGAAUCUGAAACGAACACCUCGUCGGCCAGUUGCCAUCGGAGGAAGAAUAAAAUGAAUACGGACAAAAAGUAUUCCGUCAUACAAUGCACUGGUUAUCUGAAAUCAUGGGCUCCCGCAAAAAUCGGUUUGGAUGAGCAUGGCACCGAUGGGGAGAAUGAUUCCUGUAACCUAUCGUGCCUUGUUGCGGUGGGUCGAGUACAACCUAAUCUAUUCCAGAACCAUAGCUAUAGUAAUGUUAAUUUCAAAAAUCAACCUUCCACGGACAACAAUGGCGGUGGCUCUAGUGCAACAGGAUCGGCUGCAACGAAUAACUACAAACGGUUCAACAGACACAACAUCCAGAACCUACGAAAUGUACAAUUUAUAUCCCGCCAUGCGAUGGACGGAAAGUUCCUAUUUGUUGACCAGCGUGCCACGUGGGUUCUGGGGUUUCUCCCGCAGGAACUGCUGGGCACCAGCAUGUACGAAUAUUACCAUCACGAGGAUAUCCCGGCGUUGGCGGAAUCCCACAAGGCGGCAUUGCAGGGAACCCAAUGCGUGACCACGUCUGUCUAUAAGUUAAGGACGAAAGAGAACGGUUUCGUGCGUGUGCAGAGCGAGUGGAAAUCAUUCCGGAAUCCAUGGACCAAAGAGAUUGAGUAUUUGAUUGCAAAAAAUAAUGUGAUUUUGUCGGAUUUGGCCGACGGCCCAGGAGGGAACUGUAUCGGUGGGGGCGCAACCAUGCAACGUAAGGGCAACGGUGGCAACAAUGAACUUAUCGACGGAAACAACGAAACCAACGGACAAAGUACGGUUGAAUGCGACAUUUUUGAUCAUUCUAAUGGAACAGAAAUACAACGGAUAAUAAACUCGCACGUUGAAGCCAGUAAAAUUGGUCGCCAAAUUGCGGAGAUAGUUUUGGACACACAACGAAGAAUCGGCGAGUCAUCUACCGAAAGCAGCCCCAACCCAGCGGACGUCGUGUUGCCGCAAAAAUUCAACCCAUCCGGGCAAGAUGCAAACAGUCUGUCAAGCGAAGUCGCAGCGGCAGUGGAGUGCACCCUGGUCUCAGAAUCGGUUGUCUCGUCAGUCUCCUCGGGGGAAGCCGCAACCACGCAACGAAAUAACGGUUCGCUACCGGAGUAUGGCCACGUUCGCAAAACCAGUCCAGAGCAUGAAUCGCCGCAUGCCCAAGGCAAUGAUGGCAACGAUGAGGCUGCUAUGGCUGUGAUAAUGAGCCUCCUCGAGGCCGAUGCUGGACUGGGAGGACCCGUCGACUUCUCGGGGCUGCCUUGGCCUCUGCCGUAACAAAGUGGCGAGCAACAUUCGUCAUUCCAACCCAAUUGAAGCCGAAACCAAAAAAAUAAAGUUACCAUAUUCUAGAGAAUAAAUAAAUUAGUUCGAGCGGAAGUCAAUUUUAUUAGUGUUUAUUGUGUAACAUUGUAGAAUAAAGUCAAUUUUAUUUUACUACAGA